ACACAUCAACUUAUCAAAUAUUCUCAUGGAACCAUUUUUCAUCACUUAAAAGCAUUAAACCUCAAGGGUUCUAUGGCUGCCAAAAAUCAUAUCUCCCUUUUCUCAAGUUUUUCUUUUUGAUUUUCAUGAAUUUUGUCCUUUGUAAAUUUCUACAAUUCUAGGGUUUCAUUUGAUCUUUUCAUACAAGCUAGGGUUUUCUUUUUUCUGCUGCGUGCUUAGAUACCAGUUGAGAAUUGGAGCAGUAUCGGAGAAUUUAAUGGAGGCCGCGGCCGGUGUCGUCGCCUCACGCGGCGGUUCUCUGCCGAUGCCAUUGUCUAGGAAGGAGUGGCGUGCCGUUUCUGACCAUCAUUCCGUUCGAAACGCUGGUGAUGAGGUGGAAUUGGAACGAUCAAAUUUGGUGCAAUCAGAUGAGAGAACAACAUGCGAGGUGCAGCAUGGAAGAGAGCCUGCUGAUGUGGACUUCUGUUCGAUCAAUGUGGAUGGUAGCUUGAAUAAUGACAUUAUGCAGCAGCGAAUUCAUAGUAUUACUAGACAAAGAGAAGAGCUGCAACAUGUGGAGAUUGAACUUAAAGCUCAGUUGAAGAUCAUGGAAAUGCAGAACAGUUUUGAUGCUCAAAUCAAAGAUCAUGAAGAUGCUGCUGCAAAUCUUAAGGAACAACUCCGAGAAAGGGAACAGGUGAAACAUGAAUUAGAAAGGAGAAUGGAAGAGAAAGAAAGAGAAUUACAUGCCAUUAAAUUGGAUAAUGAAGCGGCCUGGGCCAAGGAAGGCCUUCUCAGAGAACAAAAUAAAGAAUUGGCAACAUUUAGAAGAGAGCGGGAUCAUUCUGAAGCUGAAAGGGCACAGCAUAUACAGCAAAUACGGGACCUUCAAGAACAUGUUCAAGAAAAAGAGAGGCAGAUUCUUGAAUUGCAGGAACAGCAUAGAGCUGAUCAGGAGACAAUAUUUUUGAAGGAUGAACAAUUGAAAAUUUGGAUUGCACGCGUUCAGGAGAUGGAUGCCUUGCAAUCUACUACAAACCACUCGCUGCAAGUUGAAUUACGAGAACGUACAGAACAAUAUAAUCAGCUAUGGUUGGGUUGUCAAAGACAGUUAGCAGAGAUGGAGAGACUUCAUUUGCAUACUGUACAACAGCUUCAUCUUGAGCUAGCUGAUACAAGAGAAAGGAGUGGAUCUUACCCUGAAGAGUCACGCAUAUCCCAGACAAGCUCAAAGGAUAUAUCAAAGUUUGGUCAAAGCAAUGGAAACCAACUAGAUGUUAAUGGAAAUGGUGUAACAAGUGCUAAUAAUGGACCACUUCCAAAUGGGAAUGCAGAUAAUCCAUCAAACCAGACCAACCAUGUUGCUGGUGUUCCCAUUGCACCAUCGUCUUUACUUGGUAUGCCUACCUACCUUCCGCCUGGACAGGUGACUGCACUGCAUCCAUUCAUCCUGCACCAACAGGGGAUUCCUCAUUCUAUGCCAUCACAUGUUCCACAAUCUUAUGUUGGGCAUUUUCAUUCAAUACCAGCAAUGUCAUCUCUUCCACACUGGCAGAACCAGCAGGCCAUGUCUGAGGGUGCUCAAUCACCUACACAAAAUCAACUCACAUUAUCCCAAACUGAUCACAACCUUGUGAGAUCAGAUGCAAAGUAUGAGUAUGAAAUGUCUGUCAAUGGACAAGGUUUUCAUCCAGAUUAUCUGGAUGUUAACAUCAGCCAAGGGACAGAGCCUGAUCCUGUAAUCUCUUCGUCCUCUAGGGAAGCUCAGGUCCUUGAGUCAGUGGAUAGAAGUUACUUGGUUGCCUCCCAACCUGAGCAGAACUUACAGCAGAUUUCUUCCCAAUUUAGUGAUUCUUUAAAUCUGAAUUCUCUUGAUCAAAACAGUGAAAUGAAGGAGCAAAGUGUUUUGAACUCGAGUGAUCACAGGUUAGAUGACCAAGUUUUGAUGCAAGAACCAAGUUCUUCUGCCAGUGCACCAUUAUCUGAAACGUCAAUGCAUUCAGUUAAUGUCAGUGAAGCCACAAUCAAUAAUGGUACUGAUGUAGUUUUGUCUGAAGCAUUGAUCUCAACAGGGCAGACAAAUGUGAUGACUGUAGGAAAAACUUCAGAGACUGUACUCCUUGAUGAAAGAUCUCUGUUAGCUUGCAUAGUUCGCACAAUUCCGGCUGGGGGUAGAAUUCGAAUCAAUUCAACGCUACCAAAUAGGCUGGGCAAGAUGCUUGCACCUUUACAUUGGCAUGAUUACAAGAAAAAAUAUGGAAAGCUUGAUGAGUUUGUGGCUGCUCACCCAGAAUUAUUUUUUAUUGAGGGUGACUACAUUCAGCUUCGAGAAGGAGCUCAAGAAAUGAUAGCUGCUACAGCAGCAGUUGCUAAAGUUGCUGCAUCUGCGGCUGCAUCUCCUCCUUGCUCAUCAUUUUUGCCUUCUGUGGCUGUUACUCCAAUGGCACAGUCUCACCGACUAAGGAAGGUUCCAUCAAAUGAUUCAAAACAGCCUAACUGUGUUAGUUUUGCUGCUGCCGGGGGAAUCUUAAAUGUAAAAAUUUUGAGUAAAUUGAAAGAUUCUCAGGAAAUCAAUGGAUCAGAUUUUGAUAGAUCAGGCACUACUGGCACUCAGAGCAAGGGUUCAAUUCAUGGGAGAUCAAACUUGAGUUUUGCUGGAAAGCAGCAGGGCAGGACAACUGGAGCUGCAUUAAACUCUGAAAAAUAGAGGAAAAGUGCAUCAUAUAUAGAUAAAUAUAAAUGGAUGUUAACAGGUGUUGUGACGGAGCAUAUAAAGGGAUGAUCUGCGGUAGAACGGGUUUAUAGCUGAUCAAAAUUGCCAGCCGGCUUUUGCCUCCAGAAUUCUCUAUUGAACUUUUCAGCUGAUUCUCUUUUAAUUUUAUGCCUUUGAAAAUAGGGCAAAAAAAACAUUUGUUUUCCAAAAUAGAACAUUCAACUAUUUGAAUGCACAGAGCACCUGAUGGCUCUAUUUGCCAAUCCGUUAUGGAAGUGAUUCUCUGAACUGGAGGAGCUUGCUUUA
Messenger RNA from Hevea brasiliensis (rubber tree), 2998 nucleotides. RefSeq lists its product as uncharacterized. Bases 257 to 2686 code for a protein of 809 amino acids. The transcript is spliced from 17 exons. The record is from RefSeq and is a predicted model, not a curated record. Lineage: Eukaryota; Viridiplantae; Streptophyta; Magnoliopsida; Malpighiales; Euphorbiaceae.